Poecilia reticulata (guppy) is the source of this 1367-nucleotide messenger RNA. RefSeq names its product septin 7b (gene septin7b). Gene Ontology annotation, molecular function: GTP binding. NCBI's taxonomy places the organism in Eukaryota, Metazoa, Chordata, Actinopteri, Cyprinodontiformes, Poeciliidae. Gene Ontology annotation, cellular component: septin complex. The record is from RefSeq and is a predicted model, not a curated record.
GUGCGUAGCUCAAGCAAAAGUAGCGAGAAGGGGGAAUGUCGGCUUGUGAAUGAUCGGUGUUUGAGGCGGCAGGGACCGUUAACGUUAUGGCUCAACAAAAGAACCUGGAUGGAUACGUUGGCUUUGCAAGCCUCCCCAAUCAAGUGUACAGGAAGUCUGUGAAGAGGGGCUUUGAGUUCACCCUGAUGGUUGUGGGCGAAUCCGGCCUGGGGAAGUCGACUUUGAUUAACUCGCUGUUCCUAACAGACCUGUAUUCAGCAGAGUAUCCUGGACCUUCACACAGAAUCAAAAAGACUGUACAGGUGGAGCAAUCUAAAGUCUUAAUAAAGGAAGGAGGCGUCCAGCUGCUGCUCACAAUAGUUGACACCCCGGGGUUCGGAGAUGCCGUUGACAACAGCAACUGCUGGCAGCCAAUCAUCGACCACAUAGACAGCAAGUUUGAAGACUACCUGAACUCAGAAUCACGGGUGAACAGACGACAGAUGCCUGACAGCCGGAUCCACUGCUGCCUUUAUUUCAUCGCCCCCUCUGGACACGGACUGAAGCCCUUGGACAUCGAGUUCAUGAAACGGUUGCAUGAAAAAGUCAAUGUCAUCCCGCUGAUCGCCAAAGCAGACACUCUCACCCCAGAGGAAUGCCAACAGUUCAAGAAGCAGAUCAUGAGAGAAAUACAGGAGCACAAAAUCAAGAUUUACGAGUUUCCUGAGACGGAUGAUGAAGAGGAGAACAGGCUGGUGAAGAAAAUUAAAGACAAGCUGCCGCUGGCCGUGGUGGGAAGCAACACCAUCAUCGAGGUGAACAGCAAGAGGGUGAGGGGAAGACAAUACCCCUGGGGGGUUGCAGAAGUUGAAAACAGCGACCAUUGUGACUUCACCAUCCUCAGGGACAUGCUCAUCAGGACCCACAUGCAGGACCUGAAGGACGUGACCAACAACGUCCACUAUGAAAACUACCGCAGCAGGAAGCUGGCUGCUGUCACCUACAACGGCGUGGACAACAACAAAGCAAAAGGACAGCUGUCCACCAAUAUGGACACAGUUGAAGGAAUGAGUCCCCUGGCCCAGAUGGAGGAGGAGAGGCGAGAGCAUGUGGCCAAGAUGAAGAAGAUGGAAAUGGAGAUGGAGCAGGUGUUCGAGAUGAAAGUCAAGGAGAAGGUGCAGAAGCUCAAAGACUCUGAGGCAGAGCUUCAGCGGCGUAACGAGCAGAUGAAGAAGAACCUGGAGGCUCAACAUAAGGAGCUGGAGGAGAAGAGGCGCGUCUUCGAGGAUGAGAGGUCAAACUGGGAGCUCCAACAGCGGCUGGAGCAGCAGAAGAUGGAGGCCUCCAGGACUCUGGAGAAAAACAAAAAGAAAGGAAAGAUCUUCUAA